Molecule: messenger RNA, 4675 nt
Organism: Daphnia magna
Lineage: Eukaryota; Metazoa; Arthropoda; Branchiopoda; Diplostraca; Daphniidae
Product: fibroblast growth factor receptor 2
Exons: 14
Coding region: 620-3187 (855 amino acids)
Biological process (GO): fibroblast growth factor receptor signaling pathway; positive regulation of kinase activity; positive regulation of cell population proliferation
Cellular component (GO): membrane; signaling receptor complex
Molecular function (GO): ATP binding; fibroblast growth factor receptor activity
Source: RefSeq, a predicted model, not a curated record
UGGUUAAGGUCGGUGGAGAGGCGGGAGCCAAAAUCAGUCGCGCCGCAGAUCGCCUACAGUACGCACACGUUUUUCCAUUCGUCUCCUGUUGAGUUUUGUCUUUUUCUAUCUUUAGCUUCACGCCAAAGACGAAAUAGAAAACAUUGGAAAAGACAAGAAAGUUGAAAAGAAACACACACAAAAAAAAAAAAAACCUUCAUCGACUUGUGUAUGAUUGGCACUUGUUUUUUCUUUCGUGGUAGCUGAGUGUGCUCAUCGAAGAAGUUGAGUGCAUGUGGUUGAAAUUGUAAGUGAACGUGUGUCGAGACAUCGUCAAAGCAUAAAGUGUCGAGAUAUUGAAGAAGCUGCUGACUCGUUUUCUGUACGGAUAUUUUCUUGCCAUCUUCUUCGUGUUUCGGGAAAAGUUGACUACAUCAUCAAAUGACGACUAUCCGUGAUCAAGCACAUCAGAUGUUUUGAUUGGAGGCAGCGCGUCGCGCCUUUUUGGAAGAUUCUUCCUCUUUAUCUUUUUCAUCCCGACUUCUGAACUCAUCCAUCCCUUAUUUUCUGAUUGCCUCUGGAAGAAGAAAAACAUAAAGAAAAUAUUGAAGGGGUCCGCGCCAUCUUCAACGACUACAAGAUGGACCGGAUAUUCUUCUUGUCUGCCUUGAUUGUGAUUGCCGUCGCCGCGCCGACACAGCGAUACGAAGAAGUGGAAGUCUAUGAAGGCGACACGGUCAAAUACGAUUGCCCGUCUGGAUUGACGCAACUGGCCGGCAACGGGGUCGAAUGGUACCACAACGACGUCAGAGUGGAUCCUCGUCAGCAUUCGCGAGUCCGUUACGCGAGAAAGAAGAAUUCGAUCGCCAUAUCGUACGUGGAGUCUAGGGAUGGCGGAGCGUGGUCCGUCCGCCCGAAGAGCAUCCGUUUGAUGGAUCCAGCGCCCAAAAUGACGCCCUGGUGUAAUUUCACCGUCAUCGUUAAAAUGGACGAUGACGAUGUUGACUCCACAGCCGCUGAAGAGCUGCAGAGUGACCAGGCCAAUGAAGAUUACCGUCCCCAUUCGCUGUUUAGCACUCCAUCGCUUCAUCCGGAAGAAGAGGAAAGCGAUUUCCCAAUGGCUGACGAUGAUGUGUCGGGUUCGACUAGCUCGGCCACGGACGGAGAACCGCUGUCUCCCAGUUUCAUCCGCAUCAAGAAAAUGGAAGCCAUCAUGUCGCAAGUGAAGCCGGCAGGAUCUACCGUUACGUACAAGUGCCCAGCUGACGGAUAUCCCAAACCGGUGAUAGUGUGGACGAAGGACGGCGGUCCGAUCAAACGCCACUUGGGCUCGGCCAAGGCUCAAAAGUGGUCGCUAGAGCUGGAGGAUGCUACCACCUACGAUUCGGGAAACUACACUUGCACCGUGUCCAACGCGCACGGCUCCAUCUCGUUUACUUUCAAGCUCCUCAUUCAAGAGCGCUUCCUUCACAAGCCGGUGAUUAGCGACGAGCUGAAGAAUACGACAGUUGCGGAGGGCGACCAAGCCACGCUGGUCUGCCGCGUCACCUCGGAAUUGCAUCCUCAUUUCUUCUGGGUUAAGCACUAUCAAGUGAAUGGCUCCUACGAGGAUGAGAAUGGAACGGCUUAUUACCGCCGCGUCAACCCAAUUCAGUUGGAUGAAGACGGUGAGGUGAAUAACGACCAUCAAGUGCUGCGGCUAGAAAACGUGACUAAAGAGGAUGCCGGUUGGUACACGUGCAUGGCCGGCAAUAGUUUGGGCAUGUCGUACCGCAGCGCUUGGCUCACUGUCGUGGAUCCAGAAGAAGAAUCGCCCACCAUUGAUUAUGUUUCGGAGGGUGGGAUUCAUCUGCAAGAUCAGAAAGUGGUGAUCAUCUUGGCUUCCGUACUGGGAUCCAUCGUGCUGGCCUUCGUCGUCCUCUUUGCGACUGCCUUCCGCAAGAAAUACAGUCGUCAAAAACGCAACAAGUUCAUGGCUCUGGAGACGGCCCACUGUAUUGCACCGUGCACCAAGAAAGUUAUUAUCGAGCAACGGUCGGCUCUCAAUGGUGUAGGCGGUGGUCUGCACGAGCCUCUGCUUUUUCCCGUCAUCAAGAUCGAAAAACAUCGUUCAAGAUUGGACACGAACAUUGGAUCAGUGUCCGAGUACGAACUGCCGAUGGACGAGAAAUGGGAAUUUCCCCGUCAAUCUCUCAAGUUGGGAAAAUCGCUGGGCGAAGGGGCUUUCGGUCACGUAGUCCAAGCUCAAGCUGACGGAAUCCUCAAUGACAACGUUGUCAGAACUGUGGCUGUGAAAAUGCUUAAAGAAGGCCAUACCGACACGGAACUGAUGGAUCUCGUCUCCGAAAUGGAGAUGAUGAAAAUGAUCGGCAAGCACAACAACAUUCUGAACCUACUCGGUUGCUGCACUCAAGGCGGCCCUCUGUACGUCAUUGUGGAAUUUGCGCCGUACGGCAACUUGCGUGAUUUUUUGCGCCAGCAUCGACCCAGCUCUGGUUAUGAACGCGCCAUUGGACAACUCGGAUUAGGGAAGCUUGGCAAUACGUCAUACGAACACCCGAUCGAGUUUAACAACGGUUGUCGGAUGAGUCAGGACACGCUGACGCAUAAAGAUCUCAUCUCGUUUGCUUACCAAGUGGCGCGUGGAAUGGAUUACCUUGAAUCGAAAAAGUGUAUUCACCGUGAUUUGGCCGCGAGGAACGUGCUGGUCAGCGAAGAUUAUGUCCUGAAGAUUGCCGAUUUUGGUUUGGCCCGCGACGUGCAUAUGCACGAGUACUAUCGCAAGACGACUGACGGCCGUCUGCCUGUCAAGUGGAUGGCGCCAGAAGCUUUGUUUCAGCGCGUCUACACCAGUCAGUCGGACGUCUGGUCUUUCGGCAUUCUCCUCUGGGAGAUUAUGACCCUGGGCGGCACGCCUUAUCCAUCAGUACCCAAUAUCGAGCGGCUGUUCCAGCUUUUGCGCGACGGUCACCGCAUGGAGAAGCCAGUCAGUUGCUCCCUCGAAGUCUAUUUACUGAUGCGUGAAUGCUGGCAAUACAAUCCCAUGGAGCGGCCCACUUUCGGCGAACUUGUAGACGACCUGGACAGAAUCUUGACACUCACGUCUAACGAGGAAUAUCUGGAGUUGGGUUUUGAAUCUGCCGAGACACCACCCAGCAGCCCUGAAAAUUCCGACUGUCGAACGCAUUUUACCGUCUCGACGGUUUGAUUGUCGCCCCUCUCUGGAGCUGUUUUCCCCCUUUUUCGAUCUUUUGCUUGGACUAUUCCCUCGCCGUCUCUUCCAUCCUCUCCCCCUUAUGCGGAUAUGGCGCACUACGAACAAGUUCUACCGUAACACCUACGCCAAACGAGAGGGCAAUGAAGAAGAUGAAACCGCCAACACUGAUAACAAAGUACAUAGGAAUGGCGUGACUUGCAACACCGUUACCAUUAGGUUGAGCACAUUCACUCUACCGUCUGCGAUCAAAUCUGGCAGAACUACGCCUACCCCCCUCUUCAAGGGACAGCGUCACGCAUAAAGUGAGGGGGUGCUCCUACCGAGGAAUAUCCAAGUAGGAUGCCAACUUAGUAAAGAAAAAAAAAAGAAAGAAAGAAAGAAAUGUUUCAACUACAGCGUGCCAUGUAGAAACGUGCCUUGCAUUAUGGACUAAACUGGCGAAACGUGACUCGAGUGGUUUAGUCUCAGGGAAAGAAGAUGUUGGGGAAAACGAAAGGAGCUAAUUUGCGCUGGAUAAGAAGUUUGCGUGGACUCGGUGAGAACCAUCUAGCGUCCACUAUACUCUCUAAUGUAUCCAGAAGAAAAAAUUUGUGAAGAUAGAAAAAGAAAAGAAUUCUCUCGUGCCUUCUCGAUGCGCAAAAUGUUUUUUUGUAUGAUCCCGAUCCCGUCAGGCGCGUGCGGUGGGCAUACGCAUUUUCAUUGUGUUGGGAUUUAGUUGUUUAUGAUUUCUGUUUUUGGCAAGUCCUAGUCACACGUCUGUUCAUUUGAGAGAGCCUAAAUUGAUUCGUUUGAGGAAAAAGAAAAAAACAACAACAAAAACAAUCGAGUCAGGUGCGUUCAUUUCUGAACUUGGGCUUUCUGUUGCAUCAACACCACAUACAUUACAAUACAUAUAGGAAAUUCGAUGUCCAUUAAAUAAUCAUUUUAUAUUAUAUAUAAUCCUGGCCUCGUUCUUUUGUGCCUUUUGUUUUUCAAUGUCAUGUACAGUUUUUGUCUUUUGUAUAUGUAGAAGACCCAGUCGUAUCCCCCUUUUUCUGGUGAUUCCUCGCUCUCUUCAGCUGGCCACCUUGUCUCUUUCUUGCCCCUUUUUGAAACCAGAAACAAGAAGAAGAUAGGGAAAAGUGCGCAACAUUUAAUCCAAUCAAGUUGCACGGUUUGCCUGUUGUUCGCCCUGUAUCAGUUGAAAUAUCAUCUCGACAAAUAAUUUAAAAAAUAACUAAAUUCACUCUUUCCCCUCAUUUCCCCUCCGUUUUCCAUGUUAUGUCAAUUCCACUUCCAUUUAUUCGCCAAAUAACUUAUUUUUGUCCCACCAUCAAUCGAUUUAUUCUCUUCUGUUUGUCUUUGUGUUUGUUUCUUUCUUUUCGGUUGAUCUGCUCGUCGCUUCCGACACAAAUGUUCGGACCAUCGUCCAAAUUCGCCAACAUUACAAAGGAAUACAAUUAAAGUUUACUUCCCGCUGUCGAGAAUAAGAAAAGCAAA